UCACCCGCAGUAUAUAAAUAAAUCCUCAAAGCGAGACCAGCAACAAGAAAAAAAGAAGCAGCAGGUGCUCAAAGAGCAUGGCGACGCAUCGAUCAGUGUUCGACGCUGCGGAGCUUAGGGCCCAGUUUAAUGAUGCGGGAAUCAACCCUCAGUUCAUCCCUUCUAUUUGGAAGUAUGUGCUGCAAAACCCUGGGUGCGAGCUGGACGAAAUUCCCGAUUUGCCCUCCUCUGCUUACCCUCUUCUUUGCUCCAAGUUCAAGCCCCUUACUUCCACCGUUCACUCUGUUUUGCACUCCACCGACGGCGUCACCGCUAAGCUCCUUAUCAGACUCCAGAAUGGAGCUUUUGUAGAGGCAGUGAUUAUGACAUAUGAUACCCGUUUAGGUAAAUAUGGAGGAAAACCUCGUCCUGGCGGUCCUAGGUCGACAUUGUGCAUUUCAUCUCAGGUUGGAUGCAAAAUGGGUUGCAAAUUUUGUGCAACUGGAACUAUGGGGUUUAAGGACAAUUUAAGGUCGGGAGAAAUUGUGGAGCAACUGGUUCAUGCUUCUCGUUUGAGUAACAUACGCAAUGUUGUUUUCAUGGGAAUGGGAGAACCAUUGAAUAACUAUACUGCCUUGGUGGAAGCUAUUCGCGUCAUGACAGGAUCACCGUUUCAGCUGUCACCAAAGAGAAUUACAGUAUCAACGGUAAUUCCUCCAAAUUUUGCUAUGGUUGGGAUUAUUCAUGCUAUCAACAAACUUCAUAGUGAUCUACCAGGUUUGAACCUAGCAGUAUCAUUGCAUGCGCCAGUCCAAGAGGUCCGUUGUCAGAUAAUGCCUUCUGCAAGGGCUUUUCCUUUGGAAAAACUUAUGACAGCGCUGCAAGCAUAUCAAAAUAACAGUCAGAAAAAAAUAUUCAUUGAGUACAUCAUGCUUGAUGGGGUGAACGAUGAAGAGCAGCAUGCACACCAGCUUGGUAAACUGCUGGAAACUUUUCAAGUGGUGGUAAAUUUAAUACCAUUUAAUCCAAUCGGUAGCUUUAGUCAAUUCAGAACCAGCAGUGAGCAGAAAGUAUCAGAAUUCCAGAAAAUUCUUAGGGGUACCUAUAACAUCAGGACAACAGUUCGUAAGCAAAUGGGUCAGGAUAUAAGUGGUGCAUGUGGUCAGCUGGUAGUGAACCUACCUGAUAAGAGAUAUGGUGAAAAAACAGGUCUCAUAACUGACAUUGAAGAUCUUCGUAUUUGAUGUGCCAAACCCCUUUCAGGCGAGUUAACGAAUCAUACUCAUCAUGAUGACUUUGAAGAAACCUUAUCAGGAUGAUGCUACUGCAAGGAGUGGGUUAAACCAUCUUGAAGAUGUCAAAGGUCUUGAAUAUUCAUCAAUUGGAUAUCAUAAGUUCACGUGUCAGAGUUUAGAUGUGUAACAAUUUUGUCUAUAUAUAUCUGUUACUGGUUUCACCAUAAGAAAGACGGUAGUAGAUUUCACUUAA
Molecule: messenger RNA, 1467 nt
Organism: Durio zibethinus
Lineage: Eukaryota; Viridiplantae; Streptophyta; Magnoliopsida; Malvales; Malvaceae
Product: Radical SAM superfamily protein
Biological process (GO): tRNA methylation; rRNA base methylation
Molecular function (GO): iron-sulfur cluster binding; RNA methyltransferase activity
Source: RefSeq, a predicted model, not a curated record